CGCACACACACACACAGUCGGCAUGAUGGCGCUCAGAUGGGGGAUCUGCAGUGCUGGAAAGAUCAGUCAUGACUUCACUGUGGCCCUGAGGACUCUUCCAGCAGAACAACACCAGGUGGUGGCCGUGGCUGCGCGUGAGUUGGCGCAUGCGCAGGAGUUUGCACAGAAGCACAGUAUCCCACGCGCAUACGGCAGCUAUGAGGAGCUGGCUGAAGAUCCAGAGAUCGACGUGGUGUACGUGGGCACCAUCCACCCUCAUCACCUGCGGGUCGGCCUGCUCUUCAUGAACGCUAAGAAAAACGUGCUGUGUGAGAAACCGCUGGCCAUGAACCUGAAGGAGGUCCAGCAGAUGAUCUCCGCAGCCAGGAGGAGUGACGUCUUCCUCAUGGAGGCGGUGUGGACGCGCUUCUUCCCGGCGUCGCUGGAGAUCAGUCGUCUGCUCUCCCAGAAUGCCAUAGGGCAGGUGAAGCUGGUGCGGGCAGAUUUCGGCGCUGCUCUUCUUGGUGUGCCGCGCGCCGUACAGAAGCAUCUGGGUGGAGGAGCUCUGCUGGACAUCGGCAUCUACUGCGUUCAGUUUGUGCUCAUGGUGUUCAAUGGAGAGAAACCAGAGCAGAUCCAGGCCAGCGGAGUGUGUCUGGACACAGGUGUGGACGAGGCGAUGGUGGUGACGCUGAAGUUCUCCGGACACCGAUUGGCAGUUUGUACCUGCACCGUCGCCGCUGAGCUGCCCAAUGAAGCGCUGAUCGUCGGCACUGAAGGAUCCAUCAAGGUCCCGGCUCAUAUGUGGUGUCCGACGUCUCUGCUGGUCAACGGUGUGGAGACGCAGUUUCCUGUUCCUGAUCCGCAUCUGCCGCUCAACUUCAUCAACAGCACCGGCAUGAGAUAUGAAGCUGAGGAAGUGCGGCGCUGUGUACUCGCAGGACUGAAGGAAAGCUCUCGAAUGUCUCACGCUGACUCCGCCCUCCUCGCUGACAUCAUGGAUGAAGCCCGCAGGCAGGUGGGUGUGGUCUACAGCCAAGACAGCCAAUGAGUUCCCACCAACACUGCUGCUCAUUAAUCCGCUGUGAAAUAGCCUAAUAAAAGAUGCUCUUUUAAUGAA
Danio aesculapii is the source of this 1099-nucleotide messenger RNA. It is a transcript of the gene dhdh.2, whose product is annotated as dihydrodiol dehydrogenase, tandem duplicate 2. The coding region runs from base 23 to 1030 and encodes 335 amino acids. The transcript has 7 exons. The record is from RefSeq and is a predicted model, not a curated record. Lineage: Eukaryota; Metazoa; Chordata; Actinopteri; Cypriniformes; Danionidae. Gene Ontology annotation, molecular function: nucleotide binding.